Molecule: messenger RNA, 429 nt
Organism: Mycena citricolor
Lineage: Eukaryota; Fungi; Basidiomycota; Agaricomycetes; Agaricales; Mycenaceae
Source: the annotation of a GenBank genome assembly
CAGUCUUGCUCCUCCGUUCGGCGCACUUUACCACAACUGUUACAGUCACAAGAGUCGGGACAAGGAUGUCAGAACCUACGGUCUGGACGAAACUCAAAAUGGGUGCGAUGAUGGGCGGAGGUGUCGGUCUUACCAUUGGGUUCCUGUUCGGCGGUUGGAGCAUUUUGCAACAUGGCGCUGGACCCCGUGGCGUUCUUUCCACACUUUCCAAAACGAUGCUGAGCAGCGCAGCAACAUUUUCCUUCUUCCUCGCUAUUGGAUCCGUCAUCCGGAGCGAUUCCGAACUCGCGAACGAGGCGCAGUUGCGAAUGCUCGUUCCCACACCAGCAAUCCGAGCAAGGUCGGAGGGUUUCCAGCUGAUGCGGGCGCGGUGGGAGGCUGAGCGACGGCGCGAAUCGCCAUCUCGCUUUUGAUUGAUACCUGCAAUGG